This is a messenger RNA of Scedosporium apiospermum, 2826 nucleotides long. RefSeq lists its product as uncharacterized. The coding region runs from base 1 to 2826 and encodes 941 amino acids. The record is from RefSeq and is a predicted model, not a curated record. The transcript is spliced from 3 exons. Lineage: Eukaryota; Fungi; Ascomycota; Sordariomycetes; Microascales; Microascaceae.
AUGAGUGCGCCGCAAGGUUCCAAACAGCUUCUAUUGCACCAAGAGCUCUACCAGAGUCUUAAACCCAACCAAACACGAGUUCUGAGGAUCCAUCCGUCGACCGACGCUGAGUCUCAGAUAGAAUGCGACCUCGUCAUCGUGACGCUCGCGCAGAAGAUGGGCGCCACUUCUGCGGACGGCACUACCAUCAUCCCUUAUGAGGCCCUCUCUUACACUUGGGGCGGGCCCGGCGCACCGAAAUCCAUAACGCUCAAUUCCAUAUCCUAUCCCGUGUCAAAGAAUCUUCACGAUGCGCUCCGGCACAUUCGACUGCCCAACAAGGAGAGAUAUCUAUGGGCUGACGCGUGUUGCAUUAACCAGGAAGAUAUCGAAGAAAAAGAAAUCCAGGUCGCCAUGAUGUUCAAUAUUUACCUGAAGGCCUCUCAAACGGUCAUUUGGUUCGGAUUGCCUACACCGGAAGAUACGAAAGUCUUCAAACUGAUCGGGUCCAUCAACUCGAUGUCCGCAUAUGAACGCAGUGAAGCCUGUCGAGACCCCGAGACACGCGCCGCUGCGAGAAACUUUAUCGAGACGAAGCCGUGGUUUCAGCGGACAUGGGUCCGCCAGGAAGCGCACGCCUCGCGCAAAAUUGUACCUAUGUGCGGACCGCAUUCAUGCAGCUACAAGGCCUUUGAACGGACCAUGGACGAGUUGAUGCCAGACAUGGCAGACCCUCUGAACAGCUUCGACCCGCAUCGCGAUCCGUCCGAACCAGUUCAUAAAGCCAAGAUGAUUUACGCCCUGUUCAAGAGGGAUUGCGACACGUAUCAUUUUCCCGAGAAGCAAAUGGAGGACAUGUGGUUUCACCUGAUCAUGAGAAGCACGCUCUACGACUCGACUCUUCCUCACGAUAAAGUGUACGCCGUUCUGGGCAUCGUCGCCAAAAUGACCAAGCGCGGAGGACAAAGGUGGCACGUCGACGUCUUGGACUCGACCGAGACCUUUCCGGGAAUCGAUUACUCCAAGUCCGUCUCAAUUGUGUUUCAAGACUUCACCAAACACGCCAUCAACACUAGCGGCCACCUCGGUUGUCUCUCGAUUUUCCAGGACCGCGAAAAGGUCAUGGGUGGCGACGACAACCUACCGUCCUGGGCGAUUGAUCUCCGACGUAACGCUCCCCGGUUCAAAGUCCCGCUCGAGAUGUACAGUCUCAGCCGCUCGUUAAAAACUAGUCUCAUUGACCAAAACUACGACGACCACGGACGCCUCCGUUUGUGGGGCCGACGCUUGGGCACCGUUUCUUCCGUCGACUCUCCGUGGAAAGAUGGCCUGCAGCGGGAAGUGUCGUGGCGGUCUCGCAGCGGAGGUCUAGAGAGCUGCUUCUCCACAAACGACCGGUGGUUCCCCAAAGAGGGCAACAAGGGUAUGGAAGAGACGUUCAAGAUCCUAGAGAAGCUCUGCUCUUAUGUUUGGGUUGAGGUGGCACCGACUCCUAGAAGGCUGUACGCGGAGCUAUCUCGCGACGGCUUCGAGGAGUUUUCUGAGGAGAGGCACAGGUGUUUUGCUUUCGCAUCGCAUCAGGUGUGGGAAAGUGAUUUGAUUGUUCAUUUAUUCGGGGCCGAUGUGCCGUUCCUCCUUCGUUACGUUCAAGACAACGAAUACAUAUUUCUGGGACCAGUCGUACUGGUUCUCGGGCGCAUCAAGAAGUUGAAGGACAGGGACAUGUUCCGGUACUCCAUGGCGGACCACGACCCACGAGGAAGUUCUGAAUUUUAUGUGCUUGUUUAUCCCUCCAAGUUGAGUUCUGAGAAUAUUCCUCCAGCGCAAUUCCGCCCGGACGACCCUUACUCGAUGCGGAAUACCGCCAACAAGAACAGCGCCUUGCUUUCUUUUAAGACCCUCCAAUAUUUCGACCAGUUCGUCAUGGCUCAUGCCGUCUUCGUCUGCGGCGCCACCGGAACCCAAGGGGGAGCAGUGACCCGCCACCUCCGACAGGCCAGCAUCCCCGUUCACGCCCUUGUGAGAGACCCCAGCAAAGCCAGCCAGCUCAGAGAUAUUGGCGUAACCAUCUUUCAAGGCUCAUACGACGACGACAAAGCCCUACGAGACGCCAUCAAGGGUUGCAAGUCGGCCUUCCUCAACUUCGCCCCCUCUUUUACUGAUCUCGCCGAGGAGCUGCGUCACGCCAAGGCCGUCCUCACCGCUUCUAGGGAUGCCGGAGUAAAGCACAUUGUCUAUUCAAGUUCAUUUGGUCUCGACGAGGAGAAAGUUACACGCCCAGGGCUGGACCCGGACGGGAUUGUAGCCAAGGUCUACAGAAUCAAGAAAGAUAUUAUUCGCGAAGUUGCCGGAUUCGACUCCUACACCAUUUUACGGCCUGCCAAGUUUAUGACCGAUCUGAUCGGCCCCCGAGCGGCCUGGUUCGGAGAUCUCCGUAGGACGGGGAUUUUCGAAACGGCUCUGCGUCGAGGAGAAGCCAGCCCAUACGUUGACCCCGACGAUAUCGGUGCCUUUGCAUCGGCGGCUUUGCUAGACCUGAAGAAAUUUGCGGGGCAUCGGGUCGAUGUAUUUACCGCCAUGUUGACACCCGAGGAGCUCGUCUCCAUGUUGGCUAAGACUACAGAGAAGAAGAUGAGUGUUCGCUAUUUGUCUGACGAUGAGUUGGAAGAGAGGAAGAAGACCAAUUUGUUCCUUGAGGCCCAGAUCACGAUGAGGGAUACGAGUGCGAUGGCCGAUAUGGACUUUGUGAGAUCUUGGGGGGUUCCGUUAGGGUCGUUCCAGGCAUUCUUGGAGAGGGAGAAGAAAGAUCUGUAUGAGACCUAUGUCCAACUUUCCCCCGGACCUUAA